AAGUUUUGUAGGAGGGAAGGAGGAAGUGUAUUAUUAUCCUAAAGUAAAACUUGAACUUGUGUUUUGAAUUUAUUUCUAAUUUUGUUUUUGGAUAAAUUGAUAUAAUCUUCAUGUGAUUUAUUUUUGUGAUAUAAUUUACCUUAAAUUUUUAGACGUGAAGAUGUAUUUAACUUUUUAUUUAGUACUUUUUUCUAUAUUAAUUAAUAUUGUUUACCUAAUACAACUUAAGGAUAUUAAUGUACCACCUGAACAUAUGGGAUACAUAUUUAAUUUAUUUCCUGGCAUAGCUGAAAGUUGUAAAGUUAACAGUAAUUGCGAUUAUAAAAGAUUUAUUGGACACAAAUCUUGUUGGGGUUAUGAACCUGGAUGCAACAAGAAUGUCUCUUACCAUGUAAGGCCUCGUUGCCCUGGCGAUCACAGAGGAUGGGUAAGGACAAAAGGGGCCCAGUAUGAUACAUUUUAUACACAAGCAGAUUUUGGUUAUGUUAAAGAUCAAAUAGAAGAAUUACAAGUGAUGUGUGAAGCAUCUUAUCUCCAUGAUAGUUCACUAGAAUGUUCAAAAUAUUUAAGGUUCUGUAGAGGCAGAAAUUUAAUGCUCAAUUUUACCGGUUUGGUUGGCCGUGGUGAUAAUUUACGUUAUAAAAUGGAUAUUCUAUCUGAGGGACAAAUUGGUGGUUAUUGCAAUUAUUAUGAAGAAAGGCUCAAAACUGAAGCAGAACAUAUGAGUGCUUUACAAUCAUGGGCUCCGGAAAUGGUGAACUUUGUAAAGACUCCAUAUAGACCAAUAUUUGAUGAAAAAUGUGAUAUUGUUAUCGAGAAACCAACAUAUAUAAUGAAGUUGGAUGCUACUGUGAACAUGUACCAUCACUUCUGUGACUUCUUCAAUCUUUACGCAUCACUCCACGUCAAUUCCACACACCCGUCCACUUUCACGAAAGACAACCAAAUUCUUAUUUGGGAGACUUUUACCUAUGAUUCCGCUUUCAAAGAUGCAUUUAAAGCAUUCACAUCAAAUGAGAUCUGGGACUUGAAAAAAUUUAGAGGAAAAAUAGCAUGCUUUAGAAAUGUUGUCUUUCCCCUUUUGCCUAGAAUGAUAUUUGGCUUAUAUUAUAACACACCCUUGAUUUAUGGUUGUGAACGAAGCGGUUUGUUCCAUGCAUUUUCAAAACAUCUUUUACAUUCAUUAGCAAUCAAGCAAGAAAUCCGAAGCAAUGACAAAAUAAGGGUGACAUUAUUAUCUCGAGGAACAACAUAUAGAGGCAUCUUAAAUGAGAAGGACAUAGUUGAAGCGUUACUCAAAGUGAAAGGUUACCAUGUGCAGCAUGUAGUGUAUGACAGAACAGUUCCAUUCAAAGAACAGUUGGAGAUAACGCAUAAUACGGAUGUGUUCAUCGGAAUGCAUGGUGCGGGAUUAACACAUCUUCUCUUCUUACCCGACUGGGCUGCUGUGUUUGAAGUAUACAACUGCGAGGAUCCAAACUGUUACUCAGAUCUAGCCAGACUUCGUGGUUUGAAAUACGUCACUUGGGAGAAAAAGGACAAACUUAUCCAACAAGACAAGGGCUACGGUCCGGGUGGUGCGUCUCAUGCUAAAUUUACUAAUUAUUCCUUCGAUGUGGGCGAGUUUCUGCGGCUAGUGGAGGUUUGCGCGGCGCAUGUACGAUCGCGGAAGGAUUUUAAGAAUUUUCUCCAAGCAUCUACAAAGAAAUCACGACAUGAAGAAUUAUAGAUUGGUAAACAAUUGUACAAUUUCCGACCUCAAACGCAAUAUACUUUCUAGGUUAAGUUUAAAUGCGUGAUAUUUUCAUACGAUCAUUUAUGUUUCGUGCCUAAAUACUCAAAUAGAUCUUUUUAGCAUAAUAAAACGAUAGCAUUUCUCCAGUGCCAUUGUGUAGUUUUUAAACAAAAUUAUAUGAUCAUUUCAUUUAAACAAUUUUAAGACCACUAAAAAUAAUUAAAAGACAUAAAAAAUGUUUUCUUUAUUAAAUUUUUAAUCAAAUGUUUUUUUACGCAGCCUUAAAAUAUACAAAACUAGUAUAAGUAAAGUAAUAAUUUAAAUUAAAUACAAAAUUUCGGUAUUUGUUUCAAAAAGGUUUACGCCAUAACGAUCUUUUGGCCUGAAUUAAUGAAAUUAAUAAAAAUAAUAUGUGAUAACAAAGUGAUAAUUGUAUAGUUUAAUAAGUUUUAAUAAAUAAAUUAGAUUUUUUUCUUUCGUA
Molecule: messenger RNA, 2216 nt
Organism: Papilio polytes (common Mormon)
Lineage: Eukaryota; Metazoa; Arthropoda; Insecta; Lepidoptera; Papilionidae
Gene: Eogt
Product: EGF domain-specific O-linked N-acetylglucosamine transferase
Exons: 8
Coding region: 161-1729 (522 amino acids)
Cellular component (GO): endoplasmic reticulum lumen
Molecular function (GO): protein N-acetylglucosaminyltransferase activity
Source: RefSeq, a predicted model, not a curated record